Vicia faba (fava bean) is the source of this 1173-nucleotide messenger RNA. NCBI's taxonomy places the organism in Eukaryota, Viridiplantae, Streptophyta, Magnoliopsida, Fabales, Fabaceae. The record is from the annotation of a GenBank genome assembly.
AUGCAGAAAAACGAAGGAACCCCUCUCUUCUGGUUCGAAACUUCCAACUCCGUCUGUAUCCGCCACCAAUUUCAACCCGACGGUCAUCUCUCAGUAAUUCUUGUUGAUGAUUCUAGACCCUUAUAUCAAAAGCUUGCUGGAUCUUUCAUGAACAAGUUUUUCCCCUCUGGUUAUCCAUUCAGUGUAAAUGAAGGCUAUCUUAGAUACACGCAGUUUCGAGCUGUGCAACAUGUUACCAGUGCUGCAAUGUCAGUGCUUUCAACUCAGUCACUGCUAAUUGCUGCAGGGUUGCGGCCGACUCCUGCUCAGGCAACUGCUGUUAGCUGGAUUUUAAAGGACGGAAUGCAACAUGUAGGAAAGAUAAUAUGUAGCAAUUGGGGUGCAAGAAUGGAUUCUGAGCCUAAGCGAUGGAGGUUGCUGGCUGACGUGCUUUAUGAUUUGGGCAUGGGCUUGGAAGUGCUUUCUCCGUUAUGCCCACAUCUUUUUCUUGAAAUGGCAGGCCUAGGAAAUUUUGCCAAGGGGAUGGCUGUUGUUGCAGCCAGAGCAACACGAUUGCCUAUAUAUUCAUCGUUUGCAAAAGAGGGAAAUCUCAGUGACCUAUUUGCUAAAGGGGAGGCUUUUUCAACUCUCUGUAAUGUUGUGGGAAUUGGAAUUGGAAUUCGGUUAGCUUCUACUAUCUGUGCAUCAAUGCAGGGAAAGUUGGUCAUUUGUCCUCUCCUUUCAGCUAUACAUAUAUACUCCGUGUCUGAAGAGAUGAGAGCUACUCCUAUCAAUACUUUGAAUCCACAAAGAAUUGCAAUGAUAGUGACUGAUUUUCUCAAGGCAGGAAUCGUAUCAAGCCCUGCUGACCUAAGAUAUAAGGAGAAUCUACUUUUCCCUGUGAGACUCAAAGAAGAUGCUGGAAAUGAGAAGUUUCUUUUAAAUCGAGGGGAUAAAUGCAUUGACAUGGUAUUGAAACAAGAUGCUAGUGGUGAAGAUGCAUUGAGAGGCUGGCUAGUUGCUGCAUUUGCUGCACAGAUUGAGGGUUCUUCCCAUGAGCUUAGUGCUAGUGUUCUGCAAGACGCCUACGACAAAAUGAAUGGAGUCUUUCCUGUAUUUUUAAAAGAAUUACAGAGCAAAGGGUGGCACACUGAUCGUUUUCUGGAUGGAACCGGUAGCCGCUUCACAUUUUAG